UGUGCGCCUACCAACGUGAAGCCUCGCGAUGCAAAAAGCGACCUACUACGACAGCUCGGCGAUCUACGGUGGCUACCCCUACCAAGCAGCCAAUGGGUUCGCUUACAAUGCCAGUCAGCAGCCGUACGCGCCGCCCGCGGCUCUGGGCACCGAUGGCCUUGAGUACCAUCGGCCCGCCUGCUCCCUCCAGUCCCCCGCCAGCGCUGGGGGACAUCCCAAAGCUCAUGAGCUGAGCGAGGCGUGUCUACGCAGCCUGGGCGGCCCCCCGAGCCAACCCCCGGGCCUGGGGGAUCCACCUUUGCCUCCACCGCCCCCGCAGGCAGCACCCCCGGCCCCACAGCCUCCACAGCCCCCGCCACAGCCCCCUGCACCCACUCCUGCGGCUCCCCCGCCUCCUUCUUCUGUCUCCCCCCCUCAAAGUGCCAACAGCAACCCUCCCCCCGCCAGCACAGCCAAGAGCCCCCUGCUCAACUCUCCCACCGUAGGCAAACAAAUCUUUCCCUGGAUGAAAGAGUCGAGACAGAACGCUAAGCAGAAAACCAGCGGCUCCAGCUCAGGGGAGAGCUGCGCCGGCGACAAGAGCCCGCCCGGGCAGGCCUCGUCCAAGCGCGCGCGCACGGCCUACACGAGCGCGCAGCUGGUGGAGCUGGAGAAGGAGUUCCACUUCAACCGCUACCUGUGCAGGCCGCGCCGCGUGGAGAUGGCCAACCUGCUGAACCUCACGGAGCGCCAGAUCAAGAUCUGGUUCCAGAACCGCCGCAUGAAGUACAAGAAGGACCAGAAGGGCAAGGGCAUGCUGACCUCGCCCGGGGGCCAGUCCCCCAGCCGCAGCCCUGUGCCUCCCAGCGCCGGGGGCUACCUGAACUCUAUGCAUUCGCUGGUCAACAGCGUCCCGUACGAGCCGCAGUCGCCCCCUCCCUUCUCCAAGCCCCCCCAAGGCGCCUACGGCUUGCCCCCGGCCUCCUACCCCGCACCCCUGCCCAGCUGCGCUCCCCCGCCGCCCCCACAGAAGCGCUACCCAGCGGCGGGGGCAGGCGCGGGGGGCACCCCCGACUACGACCCUCACGCUCACGGCCUGCAGGGCAACGGCAGCUAUGGGACCCCACACCUACAGGGAAGCCCCGUCUUCGUGGGGGGCAGCUAUGUGGAGCCCAUGAGCAGCUCUGGGCCAACACUCUUCGGCCUAACUCACCUCCCCCACACCACCUCGGCUGCCAUGGACUACGGGGGCACUGGGCCGCUGGGCAGCGGUCACCACCACGGGCCGGGGCCCGGCGAGCCGCACCCGACCUACACGGACCUUUCUGCCCACCAUCCUUCUCAGGGAAGAAUUCAGGAAGCGCCCAAGCUCACCCACCUGUGA
Psammomys obesus (fat sand rat) is the source of this 1363-nucleotide messenger RNA. It is a transcript of the gene Hoxa3, whose product is annotated as homeobox A3. Gene Ontology annotation, biological process: regulation of transcription by RNA polymerase II. Gene Ontology annotation, molecular function: RNA polymerase II cis-regulatory region sequence-specific DNA binding; DNA-binding transcription factor activity, RNA polymerase II-specific. The coding region runs from base 29 to 1363 and encodes 444 amino acids. The record is from RefSeq and is a predicted model, not a curated record. NCBI's taxonomy places the organism in Eukaryota, Metazoa, Chordata, Mammalia, Rodentia, Muridae. Gene Ontology annotation, cellular component: nucleus. The transcript has 2 exons.